AUGACUGAUCGUCGAUUUACAAUUCAAACUGAACCUCGUAGUAUGAAUACAAUUAAAACAGCAGCACCAAUGACUGCUGUACGUGAUGAUAUACAAGCACCACUUACUGGUACUGGUCCAUCAUCAGCUAAUACAGCAGCAGCUACAACAACUGUUCCUGAACGUCAUCCAUCACAAGCAGUUUUUCGACGUUUAUCAAUGUCUAUGGGUACAGGUCGAAAAUCUUCAAUGUUUCUUUCACCGAAUCAACCUCGACCAAAUACAUAUCGUAUGGAACCUGAUAAUGAAUAUCGUUUUCGUCCAUAUAAACUUCAAGCUAAAACACUUGAAGUAUUAGUUGAAAAAAUGAAAGAUAAAAUAUAUAAUCCAGCAACUGUCAAUGAACUUCUUAAAGAAGUUUCACGUAGUGUUCAUCAAUUAAUUAAAAAUUUUCAAUUACCACGAUAUAAAAUUGUUAUUCAAACUGUUAUUAUACAAAAAUGUGAUCAAGUUUUACGUAUUGGAUCACGUUGUUUAUGGGAUCCAAAAACAGAUAAUAUGUUAUCAGUUAAUUAUGAAACAAAAGAUAUGAUUGCUGUUGUUACUAUUCAUGCUGUAUAUUUUGAGUAA
Molecule: messenger RNA, 609 nt
Organism: Rotaria sp. Silwood1
Lineage: Eukaryota; Metazoa; Rotifera; Eurotatoria; Philodinida; Philodinidae
Source: the annotation of a GenBank genome assembly